Phycodurus eques (leafy seadragon) is the source of this 2707-nucleotide messenger RNA. It is a transcript of the gene cdc7, whose product is annotated as cell division cycle 7 homolog (S. cerevisiae). The record is from RefSeq and is a predicted model, not a curated record. The coding region runs from base 157 to 1872 and encodes 571 amino acids. Gene Ontology annotation, biological process: mitotic DNA damage checkpoint signaling; protein phosphorylation. Gene Ontology annotation, molecular function: protein serine/threonine kinase activity; ATP binding. Gene Ontology annotation, cellular component: nucleus. Lineage: Eukaryota; Metazoa; Chordata; Actinopteri; Syngnathiformes; Syngnathidae. The transcript has 12 exons.
UGGCGGAAAAGAAAGGCGAAACUUCGCUUUCUGCACCUGUAGAGCUCUUAACCAUCGUUUAACAAUUGGACCUAAUCGCUCCGGACUUGUAUGUUACGUUGUACUAACCCUUGGUUUACCCAUUGAAUAUAGCUGCACUUUAUUUACGUCGACGAGAUGGAGUCUUCUGUCGUCUGCACUGAAACCUUUGCAACAGACGGCUGCAUCAUGCCUGGAAAGAAAAAAAUCCCAAGGGAUGUGGAGUCAGACAUUGAAUCCCUCUACAAGGCUGUUCCUCAGCUUGCCAAGACCUUUCGCAUCAUAGACAAAAUCGGAGAAGGGACAUUCAGCACAGUCUACCUUGGUGAGGCUCGGAUGCGUGACGGUAGCAGAGACGUGUUUGCCCUCAAACAUCUCAUCCCUACCAGCCAUCCCGCUAGAAUUGCUGCCGAGCUCCAGUGUCUCACCGUUGCUGGGGGCAGGGAAAAUGUAAUGGGUGUGGAGUACUGCUUCAGGAAGGAGGAUCAUGUAGUGAUUGUCAUGCCUUAUAUGGAACAUCAAGCAAUAGUGGACAUCAUCGGCUCAUUGAGUUUUGAAGAGGUUCGUCUGUACAUCUACCACCUGUUGAAGGCCCUCAGACACAUUCAUCAGUUUGGUAUAAUCCAUCGCGACGUCAAACCAAACAACUUCCUCUACAACAGGAAGGCGAAGACGUUUGCCCUGGUGGACUUCGGCCUGGCUCAGGGAACUGCCAACACUCAGAUCGAGUUGCUCAAGGUGGUCAGACAGAAGUUGUCACAACCCAAAGCCGGAGGCUCCAGAGAGAGACGAGACAAAGCGUCACCUCGAUCCCCCUCUACCAACACAGCCUCCACCUCACUGCCUCCACCACCAUCCACAGCUCACCCACCUUCCUUCUCCUCUUCCUCCACCGCCAACACCUCUUCAACGACUCGGAAAGCGCAGAUUAAAAAAUCACGUUCUGUCACGACCACAGCGGGGGCCUUUACUUCUCAAACAAAGCACACAAAGGAUUUAGUGGGGUUACGCAAAGCACCCAGGCCCGUAUUUAGCGAGAGGAACCUGAACAGCUGCGCUUCAACUACCACAACCACCAAACAAGAAACUAAGACACAAUUUGCAAAACCUGUGAAAACAGGAGAGCUUUCAAGUCGAAGGUUCCCUUCAGCCAGAGGGGGACCAGCAACUGUCAGAACGCAGAAAGCUAAGCGAGGUGUCCACCCGCUUCUCACCUGUAACUGCUUCCAAACAGACCGUGUCUGCAACGUCUGUCUGUCUAGGAAGCAGCAGGUGGCUCCCAGGGCGGGAACUCCAGGCUUCCGAGCGCCAGAGGUUCUCACCAAGUGUCCAAAUCAAGGCACAGCUAUCGACGUGUGGUCAGCUGGCGUCACCUUGCUCUCGCUGCUCAGUGGACGCUACCCGUUCUUCAAAGCCAAUGACGACAUGGUGGCUCUGACUCAGAUUAUGACGAUACGAGGUUCCAGAGAGACUGUACGAGCUGCCAAGGAAUUCGGCAAGGUGGUGUUGUGCAGUCGGGAACUUCCCCGGCAGGACCUAAGGUUCCUCUGUGAGACGCUCAGAGUACAAAGACCAGAAGAAGUCACGUCGAUCAGUAAGUCCAAGUUUGAUUCUAAACCUUCGGAUGAACGACCUAAAAACCAAGCAGGCGAGACUCCGCCGCUGUUCCCGAAAAGCCAGGAUAAAACCCCAAAACCCUCCUCACGGAAGGACUGCCUGGCCCACGAUGAACGGGGGUGGGAUACAGUACCCAACGAGGCCUACGACCUCCUGGACCGCCUACUGGAUCUGAACCCGACUACCAGACUUACAGCAGCACAAGCCCUGGAGCACCCGCUCUUCAAACACUUGUAAAUCCCCACCAUUACACUAUUCACAAAAACUUUGGGAUAUUCGACUUUUGGGUGGAAUUUCAAGAUGAACCUAAUCUGCACUAUAGCCUUUAAAGGUGGACUUCAUUUGACCUUCCUUGAACUUUUGAAUGCCUUUUUGUGACUCUUUUGGUUAUCUCUGUUGAUAACAUUCUGUGACGCUCAGAACUCAGUGAGGCUUCCGACAAGAUGUUCUCAAGACGAAAGUGGCUACAGUGUCAUCAGAGGUUGCAACAGAGAUUAGCAUAGAAGUAGACCUCCAUGGAAAUUUUCACUUUCUCAUUUAAAUGGCAGCUAUGAUGUAGAAGAGUAAGUAAGGUAAAGAGUGUCAAUUUCAGCUGAGUUUUAUUUGUAAAGGUAGAAAUUCUGAUUCUGCAUUUUUAAUGACUCUAUAGCUAAUGGUAUAUGUAUAGACAGGAGUGGGCAAAGUAUAUACAUAUAGUAUAUGUUCCUUAAUCCAGCUCACCAAACAUCAAGAGUCUUGUAAUAUUUGUUGCAUUAAUUUUGCUAGUUUCCCCCCUAAAAUUGCUUAGUUAAAAUUUAUUUUAUAUUUUGUAUUAAUUUAUCUCAAUUGUACAUUUGGUUCACUGAUUUAUUGUAUAUAAUUAAAAAAAUUAGUAAAACGUAAUUUAACACAUUUUAUACUUCAAUCCCCUUUUGAACAUGUCUAAAAUGUCUGCUUUGCCUUUUUUUAUAUACCUUUUCUGUUUUUAAUUUGUUUUUAUUGCUAACAUCUUUGAAACAAAGAGUUUCAGUUUAUUAAUUUGGUUAAUUGGUUAUAACUAAAUUAUAAUAAAACUGAAGUACUUCUCCCCUAA